Cannabis sativa is the source of this 804-nucleotide messenger RNA. RefSeq lists its product as uncharacterized. The transcript has a single exon. Bases 1 to 804 code for a protein of 267 amino acids. Lineage: Eukaryota; Viridiplantae; Streptophyta; Magnoliopsida; Rosales; Cannabaceae. The record is from RefSeq and is a predicted model, not a curated record.
AUGAGUAGUGGUGAUGAUGAAUUGACCAACAACACUACUACUAUUACUCAUCUUACAUCUACACCACCUUCUUCUUCUUUGGAGCAACUGUAUAUUACAAGUGCUGAUAUGGUUGAUCAUGUGUUUCGGGUGGAACCAUCAUCACAUAAUAAUACUACCAUUCUCUUGUUUCCAAAUUUAAAAAGAAUUCAUGUUCAGUACUGUAGGAGAUUACAGAGCUUUGCACCCUUCUUUAUGUCUUUCCCCAAUUUGGUGUCUCUGGAAGUAUCAAAUUGCCAUGGGCUGAGGUAUUUAUUGUCUUCCUCAACAGCAACCACUCUUGUACAAUUGCAACGAAUGGAAAUAACAAAUUGUGAUGAAAUGAAGGAGAUUAUUAUUAAUCAUAAUGGUAAUGAAGACAAGAGUACCCAUCAUCACUCCCUAAUUCUUUUCCAAAAUUUGAAGAUACUACAACUUAAGGAUAUGCCCAAUCUCCAAAGCUUUUUCUACUCAGAAAAUAAAGUUAUCAUGAGCUUCCCAAAUUUGGAAGAAUUAUAUAUCACCAGGUGUUCUAAGAUGAGGAGAUUUUUAGAUGGGAUCGUAAAUACUUCUGCAUCAUUAUUGAAGACAAUUGAGAUUGAUGACGAAAUAAUUCCUCUACUGGAAAGAGAUGUUAAUGCAACUUUGGCAAAACUUUUCAAGGAGAAUAAUAAUAAUAAUGAUUCUGAUUUGGGAUUACCACAUUUAUUGGCUCAUCAAACGGUAUGUACCUUCAUUCAUGCAUUUAUUUAUUUAUUUCUCCCUUUAUUGUUCUUCAUCUCCUAA